AUCAGGAAACUGCACCAGCUGGCUUUUGCAGCUAAUUGAAUUCAGGAGGUAAGAAGCCAGAGGAUAGUUUUUCUGCCUGAACAGAUGAGUGAGGAGAUCAUUAAGGAAGGCAUCCUGCUGAAGAUGUCUCAGCAGAAGAAGAAAAUCUCGCCCAAAAACUAUAAAGAGCGGCUCUUCAUUCUGACCAGUCAGGCUCUAAGUUACUACGAACACGAAAAAGGGAAGAAGAAGGCCAAGAAAGGGGUGGUCUUAGCAGAGAGAAUUUCCUGUGUGGAGAUUGUUGAGCCAGAAGAGAAUGCACCUGUUCAAAGAGAGUUUCCCUUUCAGAUUGCAUACGAUGAUUGCAUCCUCUACCUGUUUGCAAAUGAUGAACCAAGUCGGAAAGACUGGUUAGAGGCCCUGAUGCAUGUAAUAAAGGGUAACGCCAAGCUCUCUGCAAAGUACCACAAAGGAUUUUGGGUAGAUGGAAAAUUCUUGUGCUGUGGACAGACUAUGAAGAAUGCUCCAGGGUGCAUACAGUGGCACAAAAAUUCUACAGAUGAAUUCAGAUCAUCUGUUCGCAGAUUUGGAUUACCUCCUGUGCCAUCUUCAAUGCGCAGGGAGAGCAUCCUUUUGCCCCCUAUCCCAGAGAAUGAAGGCAGUAGUCCCUCAGAGGUCAUGGCUCUGUAUGAUUACUCUGCUGAGAGACCUGAAGAGCUGAGUCUGGUGAAGGGGAACAUAUACAUCUCUGUGGAAAAGCCCUCGGAUGACUGGUGGAUAGUCAGAGAUACAGAUGGUUCUGAAGGAUGUGUCCCUUCUAAUUACAUAAAGCAGGUAGCAAUCAAAGACAACUACAGCAUGAAGAGUGAAAUAUGUAGAAAGACGCAAAAGGAGAGACCCAGCAGCACUAAAACACAAAUCUCAAGUGAAUCAGCUUCAAACGCCUCACGAGAGAAAAGCAACAUAGAAGACUAUCCUUGGUAUGUGAGAAAUCUGUCUCGAAUAAAGACUGAGCAACUCCUACGUGAGAAGGGCAAAGCGGGCUCAUUUGUGGUCAGAGAUUCUAGUCAAAAAGGAUCGUACACAGUAUCACUAUUAAGUCGAGCGCUUGAUGAGGUAAAUGGGACUGUAAGGCAUUACCUCAUCAACGUGAAUGCCGAUGGCAAAUAUUACCUGGCCGAGAACCAUCUAUUUGACUCCAUCCCCCAAAUGAUAGAGUACCACCAACAUAAUGCAGCAGGCCUGUUGACCAGACUGCGUCACCCAGCCACAGGAUCCGAUUUCACAUCUCCAUCAGCACACGGUGAGUGGGAGCUGUCUCGUAGUGACGUGAAACUGGUGAAAGAGCUGGGCAGUGGGCAGUUUGGAGUGGUCCAGCUAGGUGUGUGGAAAGGCCAGCAUGAAGUGGCCAUUAAAAUGGUGAAAGAGGGCUGCAUGUCAUCUGAUGACUUCAUAGAGGAAGCCCAGAUCAUGAUGAAACUGAGGCAUCCUAAGCUAGUGAGACUCCAUGGUGUAUGUACCGAGCGUUUUCCCAUCUACAUCGUGACAGAGUUCAUGAGUAACGGCUGUCUACUGGAUUACCUGAAGAGCCAUGGGAAAGAACUGCAGCCCCCACAGCUCCUUAACAUGUGCCUGGAUGUGUGUGAGGCAAUGGCCUACCUUGAGGAUCAGCAGUUCAUUCACCGAGAUCUAGCUGCAAGAAACUGUUUGGUGGAUAAGGAUCUUACUGUCAAAGUGUCUGACUUUGGAAUGGCUAGAUACGUAUUGGAUGAUCAAUACACCAGUUCUGUAGGCACCAAGUUUCCAGUGAAAUGGUCAGCCCCUGAGGUUUUGAACUACACCAAGUUUAGCAGCAAGUCAGACGUGUGGGCUUUUGGCGUGCUGAUGUGGGAGGUGUACAGUCUGGGCAAGCAGCCCUAUGAGCACUACGAUAACGCCCGUGUAGCAGAGAGAGUGUUGCAGGGCCAUCGCCUCUACAGACCACAGCUGGCCACAGAUCAGAUAUACCAAGUUAUGAAAGCAUGCUGGCACGAGGUACUUCCGGAAGAGAGGCCCAAUUUUCAUCUACUUUUCAGUGAUCUUAGUGCAUUCGAAGAGGACAAGUAACAUCAAUCCGCAGUCAUCACACUACAUACACUUCAUUUAUAUAUUUACAAUUAACUAGAAAGAAAUAAUCAAGAAACCAAGCACACUACCCCCCCCUCCACAUUAGUAACUCCUACUUCUCUUAAACCUGUAUGAUGUCUCUGCUCUGUCAUUGCUACAAUUCAGUAAAAAAACUGUUCAUGUCCAUGCUGUGCACAGUAAAGCCUGAAUAGACUGUUGAUGUGCUUUGGUACAUUAAAAUAAGUACAAAAUCAGAAAAAAGAAAGAUCUAGAAGCAGAUACAGUUCAUUUCUAAAGCCCAUGUUUAGAGUUUCACCUGAGAGUGUGAGCAGUUUCACAUGAGCUUGUGGUUUUUGUCUCUUUGAUUUCAUUCUCCUUUCUGUGUGGGCUGUUUUUGGCAACCUUUACCCUACUCUUUAAAAGGUAUUCAAGUAAAACUAAUUAGGUUAUUCACUGUUUCUUUUUGUAUGCUUUCUUCUCCACCAUGUAAAGCCCACUAGUGUUUCAGGUUGUCUCUGAAACCGUGCAGCUCAUACCUGUACUGCAAAACAUGAGCAGUGGUGUUUCCCUCAGUUUUGCUUGUAAAUAAACUCAGCACAGCGGCCCUGUUGCAGGUGUUGUAGUAAUUACAGGAAGGAAUAAAAAGGUGAAUUACUUGUAAAACAGUUCAAUAAAUCAUAUAUAUCACACCAGA
Pygocentrus nattereri (red-bellied piranha) is the source of this 2779-nucleotide messenger RNA. Its product is annotated as cytoplasmic tyrosine-protein kinase BMX. Gene Ontology annotation, biological process: B cell receptor signaling pathway; intracellular signal transduction; adaptive immune response. The transcript is spliced from 20 exons. Gene Ontology annotation, molecular function: ATP binding; non-membrane spanning protein tyrosine kinase activity; protein binding. The record is from RefSeq and is a predicted model, not a curated record. The coding region runs from base 85 to 2085 and encodes 666 amino acids. NCBI's taxonomy places the organism in Eukaryota, Metazoa, Chordata, Actinopteri, Characiformes, Serrasalmidae.